GAAAAAUAGUUCAUUAUUGAAAUAGCUGCUUGAAAUUUGAGAGCGAAAAAAUUCAAUGGCUCCUGAAAGAAACAUGGCACUAGUUCUGUUCCUUGCAUUUUUUGUUUUCUUACAAGGAGCCUUUGGUGGACUAAUAUGCGAGGAAUUGCCAAUGGAACAGUGCUCAUACGCAGUUUCAGAAUCUGGAUAUCGUUGUUUGCUGGAGACAGAGGAAACAACAAAAUUCCAGUGCAAGACUUCAGGAGUCAUUGCCAACAAUGACAUUCAUGAUCAUAUCGAAACUGAUGAAUGCAUCAAAGCCUGCGGACUUGACAGAAAUAUCGUCGGGAUUUCAUCCGACGGCCUAAUCGACUCGCGAUCGCUCUCGAACAUUUGCUCUUUCGAUUGCUCACUAAACUGCCCCAACAUUGUCGAUCUUUACAAUGAUUUGGCUAUGGCUGAAGGAGCCGAUUUAACAGAAAUGUGCAAGGCACUUCAAAACAGCCCUCGCCGGAUGAUGAUGGUGUCUAAGGUUGUCCGGAGCUCCGGUAUCGCUUCCGGACCGGUAUCGGCGGCUUUUGCAAGUGCUCCAUAUGCUGCUGCUGCGGCCUUUGAUGAAGUACUGAGUCCUACUGCCUCGAUUGAAUAUGAUCAGAGUUUCAGUGAUGGCGCUUGGGCUCCUGCUCCUCUGUAAUCUAAUCAUCUUUGAUUUGUACUGUUGAAAUGAGUUUGUUGUUAUAUUUCUGCUAAAAAACUUGUGAUAGUAUGGAUUAUGUGUAUGAUGGACUUUCCAUGAUUUCUUGCUGAUAUAAACACUG
This is a messenger RNA of Oldenlandia corymbosa var. corymbosa, 797 nucleotides long. The record is from the annotation of a GenBank genome assembly. NCBI's taxonomy places the organism in Eukaryota, Viridiplantae, Streptophyta, Magnoliopsida, Gentianales, Rubiaceae.